AUUUAACCAAAAAUAAUAAUGUUAAAAUCGUUUACGUUUCGAAUUAUAUUAAUUUAAAUGAAAAUAAACAAAAUUCACUUCAAAUGUUUGGCAAAAUUAAAAAUUUCUUUCGUAUAUUAUCGAAUUGGACAUUGGAUGUGAAAAUAAAGCAAAUUGAAAAAAAUGUUAUUAAGAAAAUUCCAAUCAACAAUAAUGAUUCAAAAGUCAAGAAAAUUAUAUUUAUCACCAUGGAAUAGUUUUCGUACGACAAGUAUUUGUAAUAUAUUAAAAAUGGGUAAAAAAGAUUCAUCGGAAGAUAAUUCAAAAUCUAUAGCUGUGGUCUUGUGCGGUUGCGGUAGUCUCGAUGGAACAGAAGUCACUGAAGCUGUAUCUGUUGCAAUUCAUUGCAGUCAAAAAGGAUUUAAAACUGAAUUUUAUGCACCUGACAAAAAUCUUUGUGAAGUUAUUAAUCAUUGUUCAGGUGAAAUUGUUAAUGAAACGAGAAAUGCAUUAAUUGAGGCCGCAAGAAUAUCACGAUCAUCAAUAAAACCACUAUCCGAAUGUAAACCCCAUAAUGUUGAGGGUCUUAUUAUUCCAGGAGGACUUGGUGCAAUUAAAACUUUAAGUAAUUUUGCAUCUGAUGGAUGUGACUGUAUAAUUUUGCCCGAGAUGGAAAAACUUAUUGAAGAUUUUUGCUGCUGUAAAAAGCCAAUUGGUGCAAUUUGCAUUUCACCUGUAUUAAUUGCAAAAGUUUUGGAGGGCGUGAAAAUAACAUUAGGCAAUGAAGGUCCUCCUGAGAAAUGGCCAUUUGGUGCUGCUAUUCAAAAAGCAAAAAAAAUGGGAGCCAAAAUUGAAAAGAAAAAUGUGAAUGGCGUUACUUUUUGCAAACAAUAUAAUGUUUAUAGUACACCCGCGUGUAUGUAUGGUCCAGCAACUUCUUGUGAAAUUUUUACCGGAAUUGGUAAAAUGAUUUCAAAAAUGAUUAAAUCAAUGAAAUAAAAAUCAAAAAAUUUU
Leptopilina boulardi is the source of this 993-nucleotide messenger RNA. Its product is annotated as glutamine amidotransferase-like class 1 domain-containing protein 3, mitochondrial. Lineage: Eukaryota; Metazoa; Arthropoda; Insecta; Hymenoptera; Figitidae. The coding region runs from base 163 to 978 and encodes 271 amino acids. The record is from RefSeq and is a predicted model, not a curated record. The transcript is spliced from 4 exons.